CCUCCAGGAAAAAGCUAGAUAACCGGCUCCGCUCCAUAUAUCCUGCGUGCUCAGAUCCCCGCUGAACCAGUUCCAGCAUCCGAACCGACUCGUUACAACCUCACCGCACCGCUCACAUCUCCGCUCCCCGCCAUGGCCAUGUUCCACUUGGGCCUGCACCCCCGCCGCAACUGGUGGGACGAGCUCGAUCCCGUCUCCCGCGUGUUCGACCAGCACUUCGGCCUGGGCCUCCACGCCGACGACCUCCUCUCCCCGACCUUCUACCACCCGUUCUAUCUCCGACCUCGGCGUCCGCAUCGCGAGCAGGCCAGGUCGGGCGUGAGCGAGGUCGUCAACGACAAGGACAUGUUUCAGGUGAGCCUCGACGUGCAGCAGUUCGCCCCCGAGGAGAUCACCGUGAAGACCGUCGGCGACUCCGUCGUCAUCGAGGGAAAGCACGAGGAGAAGCCGGACGAGCACGGAUUCGUCUCGCGGCAGUUCCUGCGCCGGUAUCUCCUCCCGGCCAACGUGAGGGCGGAGGACGUCAAGUCCUCGCUCUCGUCCGAUGGGGUUCUCACCGUCUCCGCGGCCAAGAUGGUCUGUCUCCCCGGUGUUUAUUUAACAGUAAAUUCUGUAAAUAGAUCGUGUAAACAAUUUAUCGAGUAUCGAUGUCGUAUUUUCGCCUGCGGAACCGCGCGGAUGUAA
Molecule: messenger RNA, 684 nt
Organism: Darwinula stevensoni
Lineage: Eukaryota; Metazoa; Arthropoda; Ostracoda; Podocopida; Darwinulidae
Source: the annotation of a GenBank genome assembly